Astyanax mexicanus (Mexican tetra) is the source of this 2359-nucleotide messenger RNA. It is a transcript of the gene ccne2, whose product is annotated as cyclin E2. Lineage: Eukaryota; Metazoa; Chordata; Actinopteri; Characiformes; Acestrorhamphidae. The coding region runs from base 167 to 1351 and encodes 394 amino acids. Gene Ontology annotation, molecular function: cyclin-dependent protein serine/threonine kinase regulator activity. Gene Ontology annotation, biological process: regulation of cyclin-dependent protein serine/threonine kinase activity; G1/S transition of mitotic cell cycle. The record is from RefSeq and is a predicted model, not a curated record. Gene Ontology annotation, cellular component: nucleus; cyclin E1-CDK2 complex; cytoplasm. The transcript is spliced from 11 exons.
AAAAUAGGCACUCACCUGCAGAUGCCGUUAUCUACAGUCAGAGCUAUCAUCAAAAAUUUAAAACAUCUAUAACAGUGACAAACAAGCCUGGAAGACAACGCAAGUGUGUCUUGCCACCACGCACAGUGAGAAGGAUGGAGUUUCAGCAAAUACUAGCCACUGGAAAAUGUCAAGACGCAGCAGUCGUAACACUCUGCAAGAAAGGGACGAAAAUGCACCAGAACACAACAUCAAAUGUCCACAGAAGAGAAAAGCUGAGCCAUCCAAAAAGAAAAUACCGGGGUCAGCCAAGAAACAAAGUUAUGAAAUUCAGAACCGAUGGGUGGAAGGUGAAGUCAGCCCCUGCAUCCUUGUUGAGACUCCUCACAAAGACUUGGAAGAGACGAAUAACCUGUCUGGCUUUAAACACUUCCGCUUCAAGAACCUUUUCAUCAAGCCCUCUCCACUGCCUUGUCUCAGUUGGGCAAGCUCAGAUGAUGUGUGGAUUAAGAUGCUGAAUAAGGAACUGAAUUAUAUUCAUGACAAAAGCUUCGUACAGCAGCACCCCAACCUACAGCCUAAGAUGAGGGCUAUUCUUCUUGACUGGCUUUUAGAGGUGAGUGAAGUGUACACACUUCAUCGUGAGACGUUUUACCUGGCUCAGGACUUCUUCGAUCGCUUCAUGCUGACUCAAAAAGACAUUGGCAAGAACCAGUUGCAGCUUAUUGGUAUUACUUCAUUGUUCAUCGCAUCCAAAAUAGAGGAAAUCUACCCACCAAAGCUUCAAGAGUUUGCCUAUGUGACAGACGGUGCAUGUGAUGAAGAAGAAAUCAUUGAAAUGGAGCUUGUUAUGCUGAAAGCCCUGAACUGGCAGCUCUGCCCCGAAACAGUCAUAUCAUGGUUGAAACUUUACGCUCAAGUAGACUCUUUAAAAGAAAGCCCCCAUUUCCUGGUGCCUCAGUUUUCUCAGGAAACUUAUAUACAGAUCACUCAAUUAUUGGAUCUUUGUAUAUUGGACAUUAACUCAUUAGAUUACCAGUAUGGCGUUCUGGCUGCUGCUGCAUUUUGUCACUUUACCUCCAUUGAAACUGUACAGAGAGUAUCAGGUCUAACAUGGGACAGUAUAUCCAGCUGUGUGCGCUGGAUGACCCCCUUCAUGAGGACAGUCAGUGAAUGUGGCAAGCCCAGGCUAAAGGACUUCAAAAAGGUGGCAACAGAAGACAGGCACAACAUCCAGACCCAUGUAGACUAUUUGGCUAUGUUGAAUGAUGCUCAUCAGCGACAGCAGGAGAGCUUGGACCGGUUAUCUCCAGUGCCUGUUGGAGGCCUGCUGACUCCACCCAAAAGCACAGAGAAGCCCCCAAAUGUCUGAGGCUUAACAGGGCCAACAUCUGCUGGCCAAUGCUCAUUUCUAAUCUCCAUGACCUGGUUGUCUGCAGCUCAUGAAUGCGUUUCUGCUACCACUACAAGUUUACAAGGGUCCACAGCCCAAAGUGACAUGGACUUCAGUGCCGGAGUUACAGCAUAAGCCUUACAUUGGGGUUUAUGUACAUCAGUCUCUGUAAGAGCAAAAGAGAGUCGUGGUGCUAUACAUUGUUUGCAAAAUGGAAGUCUUGAUAAUGUGAGUUUGUUUGAUCUCACAAAAUGGAGGUGGGAGCAGUCUGAUGUGCCUUUAUUAAGACUAAAGGCAAUGUUUACAAGUAUUUCAGCCCUAUAUAGAUUAUUUUUUUAUUCUGGGCUUCUAUUUGUCAAACCGGUUCAGAGACCAAGUGGCUGUUUUUUAAAAUUGCUGUUCCUUUGUGGUUUUAAGUGUGUCGUGUGGAUUUGUUUAUUUUUAUUUUUUAUAUAAAUUAAAUGGAAGUGUGGGGGUGUUGUCUCAGCAAAUGUGCCAUGCUGCUGCUGCUCAAUUCAGUGGUGCUGUAAACCUGGUUAUUGUGAAGCAGAGCUCCUGCAGCAUGCAUGUAAAAAGUAAAGUGAAGGCUAUUUACUCUGCUUGUAUGCACAAUCACCCCCCCCCCCUAAGUUGAGCUUAAUUUUAAAAUUUCUAAAUGUAUUGCAUGUUACAUUGUCUUCCUAUUUUUAAAUAGAAUUUACUCAUUUUAUUGCCAAAGGCAACUAUUUAAUUUAAUGUGCUUUUUAUUUAUAAGUUUGUUCCUGAAAUGAAAUGCAGUAUUGUACUGAGCCUUACAUAUGUAGCAUAGCCUGAACUUUCAUUCUCAGUGAGCUAGGAGCCAAAUCCAGUGCCUGUAAACUUAAAUAUGGUGUAAAAUUAACCCUAUACAACUGUACAGAAGAUGAAUGUACAUAUUGUAAUUUUCAUGAUAGUGUCUCCAGUCUUUAAGUGUAAAUUUGUUAUAUUAAAGGAGCACAAAAUGUUUAA